GAAACACCGCGUUCACACAUUAUUCGAUUGGCUUGCUAGUUCGUUUCCACACUGUACGAGACACAGAAGUGUCAGAUUUAUUUAGUUUGAUAGAGAAAGCCCGGCCAGGUUCAGUUUACAGGGAAUGAAGAAAACUAACUACAAAAGAAGCUCUUUUGUAGCGAAUGGUCUCCAACGCAGCGGAUAAUUACAAUGCGUUUUGCCGAUAUAAGGAGUGGCAGUCGUGCUAAGUAACUGGUUUCUAUUUAAGCUAGCAGAAGAUGGAAUGUACCUUAACUCGGUUCUAUGCAUGGAAAUGAUGCUAAUACUUUAGCUUUAACUAAUACCAGCUAAGUCGAUGCUCAUAUUUCGCCUCACUGUCACCGGAUGCUUUGCUGUUAUCUUGUUGGUUAGCUAGUUUAGCUUCUUUCAGAGAAGCUCCGGCCAUGGAGGAAGUUGAUAAAAUUCUGAUUCACGCCCUAAAACAGGUUGGGACGGAAGUGCCUGAAGAAAUUAACAGCGUGAAACAGUUCAGCAGUGAGCUGAUAGUAGAGGCGGUGGUCAGAUGUAUUCGGGUGAUCGAUCCUGGUCUGAGCAGCACGCUGGCCACCUCUCUCCCUCCAGGCAUGUCUGCGCGCUUCAGAGUGGGCAUGAGCCUGGCACAGGCCUGUCAGGAUAUUGGAUACAAAGGAGAGAUAGGGUACCAGACCUUUCUGUACAGCAGUGAACCGGAGAUCCGCUCCCUGCUCAUGUUUCUGGUGGAGAAGCUGCCCAGAGAAAGUGCUGAGACUUCAGACCAGCCGACAGGGAAAUCAGUGGUACUCCAGAGAACCAUAGCUGCUGCGAUCAAAGCCCAUCUCGCUGUACCUUGGCUGCCUCCAAAAUGCAGACUGCCACUAAACUGUGAAACACAGAGACAAGGAGUCAUGCACAGCUUCCACGUCCAGCCUCUCAGCCUAACAAACUGCACUAAAGGCUCAAGCAAGAAGCACACAAAAGAAGUGAAGGACUACCAGCGGGACGUUCUCUCCCCUGUCACCGCCCAGAUUUCCAGUCAAGCUUCUGUGGUGGCGUCCAUACUGGAGCAGCACACAGCUGAAAUAAGUGCUGCUCAGGAGUGGGACAGCGAGUGGAACAAUCAGGGACUGUUGUCCCGCUUCACACCACAGGAAUAUUGCUUACGGAAAUUCACCCGGUUGCAUAAACGGAUCGAGGACCAACUGCGUUCUGCUGCCCUGCCCUCUUCUCAUAGUGCCUUUGGUGUUUCUCGCUCCACCUCUGACCUGUGUGAGCUCCUGCAGGCCUUCAAAGGCUCCGUCCAACCCGGCCACAUCCUGACCAAGGGCACACACUUCACCCACACACAGAAGUUCAACUUCACACAGGAAGUGCCUCCAGUAGCAAAAACCAUCCCGACUAAUCAUCAGUCAGAGGGGGAUGUACAGCUGGGUCAGCAGGAGGAGUUGGCUUACCUCCAGCAGCAAUUCCAGCAGCUUUGCAGUGAGGUUGACCAUCUAGCAGCAGACAUGAAGCACAUGACUGUUACCAACGCUCAGGUUCAUCGUGGCCACCUCAAAAGCGGUUCAUCGUGGCCACCUCAAAAGCG
Messenger RNA from Oreochromis niloticus (Nile tilapia), 1585 nucleotides. Its product is annotated as coiled-coil domain-containing protein 22. Gene Ontology annotation, molecular function: cullin family protein binding. NCBI's taxonomy places the organism in Eukaryota, Metazoa, Chordata, Actinopteri, Cichliformes, Cichlidae. The transcript has 10 exons. The record is from RefSeq and is a predicted model, not a curated record. Gene Ontology annotation, biological process: positive regulation of ubiquitin-dependent protein catabolic process. The annotation marks the transcript as partial.